CCGACUCGCUUUCCUUGGGUGGAGGGAGAGAGGAAUGAUACCCAUUUUGGUACAUCGGUAGCAAUUAGUUACUGGGAGAAGGUGGCGGGAGGGGUUAUGUGUACGCGGGUGCGCCUCACGGGCGAGAAGCAAAGAGGAAGCAGAAGAGGAGGAGGGGGGAGCGCGUACGUGCAUGGUAAAAGGGACAAUAAUCGGGGGAUUACGAAUAAUGUUUUAAGCGUUCCCUCGUUCUCCCAUUGGGGGGUUACCGUUCCUUUGCUGACAGCCAUCGGAAACGGAAUAGAGAAAGAACAGAGCCGGCCUGUGAAAUGGGAUGCGAUCGCAGCAUCCUUGCCCCGGCGCAGUAAGAAGGAAUGUCGGAAGCGGUGGCAUCACACAAUGAUGGAGGCGGUGCGGAAAUGUGAAUGGAAAUCGGAGGAGGACGAGAGGCUAUCGGGUGCUGUCCAAAAGUACGGAAAGAAGUAAGUCCACGAGAAGCCUUCCUCUUUCCACAUCUAUCCAUUUCCUCUCCACCCUUUCGGCCCUUUUUCUUCUUCCCCCUUUGCGGCGGGAUGGAUGGCUCUGCGGUUGCAUUUUGCGGGGAUGGUGGUGGUGGUGUGGUAGAUUUUCCCCGUUGCUUUGCCAAAUGUUCUAUGGCGGUUCCGAGGAACCAAAGGCAGGAGCGUGGCCAGGCGAGAGAAGCAGAGAAGCAGCAGCAGAAGCAGCAGAAGCAUGCCUUUGGUGGCAGGGGGGAGAAUCGAGGUGCAGAAGCGGAUUGGAUGGCCCCCGGUCAUUCCUUGUGCUUUCUUGCUUCUCGCUUUAAUCGUUUUCACUCGCUUCAGCCCUUUCCCUCUACCCUCGUUAUUCUUAACAAUUUAUCGCGAUCCAUCAUCCCCCUAUUAUUUAUCUGGAUUCAUGCCUUCUUCCGGAGGUCGAUUCGUUUUCGCGGGACAUGGGCGAGAGGUGGAUUGCUAACCUUCUCUGUAACUGCACAGUUGGAGCUCGGUUGCCCAGGUCGUCAUGACCAGGAAUGACAACGGUAUGUUUUUUUUGUGCCCCUCAUGCUCUUGUGGGGUCCGGCCGACUCAGUGCACUGACUCCGCAAUCAACAGAAUGCAUGAGGCGGUGGAACGAACUACAAAACCGAAACACGAAUCUAAACUCCACGGGCAGUAACAUGUGGAUUGAAGAGGUGUGUACUCUUUUUUAAAAUAAAUAAAUCCCUGGCCAUACUUCUGCCCCUUCCCCCCCACUAUUUAUCUGCACACCAUACCUCCCCCCCCCCUCUCUAUUUUGGCCCCCAGAACUUCUGCAUUCGCACAUACACUCCCCCCCCCCCUACUCGACAAAUCUCAUCAUACCUAUCUCCUACCUUCCUUCGGCUAUCCAGAGGAAGAAUAAGAAGAACUAUCAUCCCCCUCAAAGAACAAACCUCAAUCAAUCGUUCGCCCAUACACGAUACCAUCACCACCACCGCUACCACUGCUCCCAAUCAUAACCUGAAUAUCCUUCAUUCAUCCCUACUGACAUUUGUCCGAGAUGUAUCAGUUCAACCAAUCACAUCCAACUCACCGGGCAUCAGUCUCUUCUAUCGCUUCUUCGGGAGACUUCCACCACGAUUCGUCAUCAUACUCUACCCCCUAUGGCUCGCUGCCGGACCCUAUGGUAGAUGAAUUCCUCCAUGAGGUUGGCAAUAUUAGCCCCCAUGAUACUCACUACGAUGGCCUGGAUAUCGAUCCUUCCCGCCUACACUCUGCUCCUCCAUCGGCUACGAUCGAUCCCCGACAGGCUACUCAUAUGGACCACACGCUUGAUGCCUUCAUUGACUUCGAGGCUGAUCGCACUGGCCGCACUUUCGAGGUUCGGCAACACACUCCCCCUAAUGGUCAGCAGUUUGACCCCAACGACUGGAGCUGGUUUGAUACCAUCGUGCCUCAGAACGGAACUCACCACCACCAUCAACACCACGAACAGCAUCACCAUUCUCAGCAUCACCACAAUGGUCACCCCCACGGAUUUCUCACCGACACCCACCCCAGUGAGCUUUCUUCCGAUAGCCCGGUUGGCUUGGAUAGUGGGUCAUCAUCAUACUCGAGGUAAACCAAUCAUUCCGCAAAUCAUCCGAAACACUUUCAUCUAAUUGGCUCCAGCAGCAGCAGAAGCGGAUCAUUGGCCCCACCACCCAUGCAACGGGUUCCAAAUUUGGACAAUAUGGACUUUUACAGCCUCCAGACCUCGCAGCUCCUCUCACAAAAGACAGCACCUGAAUCGCCGGGUGCGAGGGUUGUCAUUGUCUGCAAGAGCAACGAUUCGCGAACAUUGAGCUCGCUCGACACAAUCAUGAAGACAUUGAAGGCCAACGGUCAUUCGGUGAUUCAAGAAUCGCAGCCGGUCAAUGGUGUUCCGAACGGGAAUGACUAUCUGUGUGGCUCCCUUGCUCUCGAUGGUUAGUCGGCUCUCCCACAAUGCUACGCCAGGGGUGUGUCAGGGCUGAAAGCUGACGACAUGUGCUUUAGAUGUGCUACAAGAUCUUUGUUAAACACGAGCACACACCCUUCCACAAGAGAGACCAAAAUCGCCUUCAUCUCCCGACCCCCAGAAAAAGGAAAGAAAGAAAGAAAAAAAAGGAGUAAUGACCCUCGGGGUCUCCCUAGGGAUAUCAAAAGAUAAAUAAAUUAAAAUUUUUGCCUUGCCAACCAGCGAGGGCCAAUUCCCUCACGCUUUCUCUCACUACACUGUCGGGGUUCCCCCCCCCCGUUUUUGUUUUCUUUAUUUGCCGAUUUUUUUAGGAGUUUUAAGUGUUGAUGGGUUGCUUAUCUGGCUCAUAACGGGUUUUUUUUUUGACAUUUUAUCGAGUUUCCUUGUUCUUUUUUUUCAUUUUUUUCAUAUCCUUUUCUACUCAAACGGGGCAUACGUACAUUUUCUUGUUUCGUUCCACAUUGCUGAUUUCAGUUCCUUCCGAAGCCUCACCUCCGGUUGUAUAUACGGCACGGGUCUGAUCGUGGUCAUGGGUAAAAUUUUGGAGGGUUCUAUUUUUCUUCCGUCUUGUGGUUUGGCUAUGUAAAUAUUGCAUUGCAUUGGGGGUGACAAAAUCUUUGCUUGGCGGGGGCAUUUUAUCUUCCCCUUUUUUUCCUCAUUUAUUCCCCAUCUCCUGUUCUCCUUAGGCUAUCUUUUUCCCCUGCUUGUCUUACCUUAGUCCUGAUUUUUUAAGGGGAGGGGAAGCAAUAGAGGCGUCGUUGAGAAGGUUUUUUUUGUCUGGCUAAAUUUUUCCUUCUUUAUCCUUACAUUUCGCAAGGGGGACGGAUGGGCUGUUUGGGAGAAAACGGAAGGAGCGGAACGAGUUUAGCUUUUCAUGAUUAUGCCUGUUUUUGCAAUCGAGUGGUUGAAUUUGAAGAUCCACUACUA
Molecule: messenger RNA, 3384 nt
Organism: Tuber aestivum (summer truffle)
Lineage: Eukaryota; Fungi; Ascomycota; Pezizomycetes; Pezizales; Tuberaceae
Source: the annotation of a GenBank genome assembly